AUGAGCUUGAAGCCAGAACAUUACAUCUAUAACUGGACACAUAAUAAUGUGGAACGGGCUGGAAGAAAUCUCUUCCAGGUCAAGGGUCACGCUUCUGCUUUAUUACCGGAACUACAUCGGAAUUACCAGAGGUUCCAGUUAAUUCUACAAUGUAAAACUAAAAUGGACAGCACUCAAGGCACAAAGGUUUUGCUGACUGAAGAGGGAAGAAACGAGGAAGAUAUAGGACAGGGCGAGCCGGCAAUGGGAGCCACAGCAGCAAAAGUGAGAGUAAUAAAAGAAUUAAACAGAGAGGGUCCUGCUGCUGCUGCUGCUGCGGGCCUUGUAGAUGAAGAUGUGAACAAGGAAGAUGGUGGCGCCAACGGAGACCAGAAGAAUGAGCAGCAACUGAAGGAGCCGAUUCCUGAGUAUGCUGAGGGCCAGAGUGUCCAGUCUGUGCCCAGGCAGGUGCCACGACGUCGACUACGCCAUAGAUUCACCCAGUGGCAGUUGGAGGAGCUAGAGAGCAUUUUCAAGGCCAAUUGCUUCCUCAGCAUCAAACUUAGAAAACAACUGGCCAGAUGGAUGGGUGUGACUGAAGCCAUAGUGAAGAGAUGGUUUCGGAAGAGGAGAGAACAAUACAGGCGAUAUAAGAGGCUAUAA
Messenger RNA from Rattus rattus (black rat), 642 nucleotides. RefSeq names its product rhox homeobox family member 1-like. Gene Ontology annotation, molecular function: DNA binding. NCBI's taxonomy places the organism in Eukaryota, Metazoa, Chordata, Mammalia, Rodentia, Muridae. The record is from RefSeq and is a predicted model, not a curated record.